Molecule: messenger RNA, 1480 nt
Organism: Beta vulgaris subsp. vulgaris (sugar beet)
Lineage: Eukaryota; Viridiplantae; Streptophyta; Magnoliopsida; Caryophyllales; Amaranthaceae
Exons: 2
Coding region: 55-1314 (419 amino acids)
Source: RefSeq, a predicted model, not a curated record
CUCUUUUUCACAACAUCUUCACUAUUAAUCACCUAGUAAUUUAACCAAACAAGAAUGAAGGGAGCUAGGGUGGUGGCAAUUGUCCUCCUCCUUGCCUUGGCUUUGGCCGAGGCGGCGACACCGAUCCCUCAAUAUGAAGACCCUGGUGUUAUCACUGACGUUCCCAAGAAUCCUAAGGAGCCUAAAGUACCCAAGGAACUUAAGGAACCUAAAGAACCUAAGGCACCCAAGGAGCCUAAGGAGCCCAAGGAGCCUAAGGAACCCAAUGAGCCCAAAGCGCCUAUAGAAUACACACCACCUCCUCCACCUACAACCACCCCAUCACCACCCACAACCACCCCAUCGCCACCAACGAUUACCCCAACGCCUCCAACGACCACCCCAACAACACCUACAACCACCCCAACUCCACCUGCAUCAUCAUCUAGUGGUAAGCAAGUAAGGUGCAUGGACAGGUACUACCCGGGUUGUUAUUACAGGCAGUUUACUUGUCCAGCUGCGUGUCCUGAGAGUUGUCAAGUUGACUGUAACACUUGUAGUCCUGUUUGUGACUGCAACAAGCCAGGUGCAGUGUGCCAAGAUCCAAGGUUCGUCGGAGCUGAUGGUAUCACAUUUUACUUCCAUGGAAAGAAAGACCAAGAUUUUUGUCUAGUCUCCGACUCCAACCUCCACAUUAACGCUCAUUUCAUUGGAAAGCGCAAAUCCAACAUGGGAAGAGACUUUACAUGGGUUCAAGCCCUAGGCAUACUCUUUGACAACCAUCAACUCUACAUUGGAGCCCAAAAGACCGCUACAUGGAACGAUGCCAUGGACCGCCUUUCUCUAUCCUUUGACGGCCAACCCAUCGACCUCUUCGAAACCGAGGGAGCUAGUUGGACGUCCCCAAGUGGCUCAGUAACCAUCACAAGAUCUAAGGCUACAAACGCUGUUGAGAUUGAGGCUGAGGGUAACUUUAAGAUCAAGGCAAUAGUUGUACCUAUCACUGAAAAAGAUUCAUUGAUCCAUAAGUAUGAAAUAGACCAAGAUGAUUGCUUUGCUCACCUUGACUUGAGCUUCAAGUUUUACUCAUUAAGUGGAGAUGUUAAUGGAGUUUUAGGGCAAACUUAUGGAAGCAACUAUGUGAGCCGGGUUAAAAUGGGAGUAGCAAAUCCUAUUGUUGGAGGAGAAAAGGAAUUCCAUUCAUCUAACUUAUUUGCAACUGAUUGUGGUGUUGUUAGAUUCAAUGGUAAUGGGAAUCCUUCUCAAGGAAUGGAGUUUGCUGAUCUUAACUGUGCUUCUGGAUUCAGUGGUCGUGGAGUUGUUUGUAGGCGUUGAAAUGUUUUCAACUAAGAAGAUUCAAUUACUUAUUAAUUUUAUCUUUUCCAAUAAUUUGUACUCCUAAUAAAAUUAGGAGUGCUUAAUUACUUUCUAAUAUUGUAUUUAUGUUGUUUAACACAACAUUAUUUAACACAUUGGUAUGAUUAUAUGCAAUAAAAAAAAU